AUGGCAGAGAUUGCCAAGCGUCUUGAAACUGCUGCGGAUGCUGAAAGAAGAAAGGGAACCGUAAAUGUGCCUAAGUUGCUUCAUGGCGAAAUGGAAUCAGACGUGGGAGGAAGGGUGGUAUAUUCAACUUGCAGCAUGAACCCUGUUGAAAACGAAGCGGUGAUUGCGAGUGUCAUUGACCGGUGUGGCGGCCCAAGCAAAGUCCACAUCAUGGAUUGCAGUAACGAGUUGUCUGCCAUGAAAAGGUCGCCAGGUCUGACGACCUGGACCGUUAUGGACAAAGAAGGGAGGAUAUGGGCCAACUGGAAGGACGUCGAAGAAGCGGUUUCGGAAGGUGAUGUUACCCUCAACAGAAUAGUGGAGGGCAUGUUUCCUCCUGCAGAAGAGGAAGGCAUCGAUUUAUCCCGAUGCAUGCGCGUGUAUCCCCAUCAGCAAGAUACUGGUGCAUUCUUCAUCGCCGUUCUAGAAAAGAAAAGCGACAUUAAAGCAAGACCAGAGGGUGCUAAAAAACCCACAUCAACUUCCGCACCUGAACCUACGACGGAAAAUCUAGCCGACCGAGAUGGUACCAAUGCUUCCGUUGAGCUGACUGGUGUAUCGGAUGAGGCAACUCCUGUAGAAUCACAUGUCGUGCCGGUCCCAGUCCCUGUUACUCAGAGCUUGGCUAAACGGGCAUUUGAAGUGUCAAGUGAAAAUCUUGCAAACAAACGACAAAAGGUGGAAGAGAGUCACCUUAAGGUUUCUUUAUCUCCUUCUGUUGAAGAAGUCCCUGAGCUACAAACCAAGCAAGAGGCACCAGUCUCACAACCGCAUGUAUAUGCUGAACAGAAACCUACUGUAUCGACAGCACCCGCUUUCUCCGCAAAACGCCGACCUGGCCAACCAGUGGAAGAGCCAUUCAAGUAUCUAGAUCCCAAGAGCGAAGAGUUUGAUCAGAUAUUCAGCUUUUAUGACAUAUCACCACAAUUCCCGAGAGAUCGUUUCAUGGUUCGGAAUUUCCAGGGUCGCCCAGCUAAGACGAUCUAUUAUACGAGCACCCUAGCUCGUGAUAUCCUUACUGCUAACGAAGGGGCUGGAAUAAAGUUUGUACAUGCCGGCGUCAAAAUGUUUGUUAAGCAAGAUGUGCAACGACAAGAUGUCUGCCCAUGGCGUAUCCAAACUGAUGGACUUGCGAUUCUUGAAUCCUGGGUUGGACCGCGCCGUGUUGUUAAAAUAUAUCAGAAGGAGACGUUGCGAAAGCUCCUUAUUGAAAUGUUUCCCAAAGUAAACGAUAAUGGGUGGAAGCAAUUAGGAGAAAUCGGUGAAUGGGCGAGGGAUAUUGACAUGGGAUGCUGUGUUCUAAGAAUCGAGCCCACAGACAAUGAAGAUGGCUUCCGGGAACGUAUGGUUCUCCCGCUAUGGAGAAGUAUGUACUCGCUGAACUUGAUGCUACCUAAAGAGGAACGGCGCGCGAUGUUACUGCGAUUAUACGAUGAUGAGACACCUUUGGUGAAUACGACAAACAAACGCAAAGAGGCGGCUGCUGCAAACCCCGAUCAAGUAUCCGAUGCGUCGGAUGCAGUUGCAAAUGGGCAAUAUGAGAACUCCGCUGAUGUGCCAACCCAAGAGGAUGAUACAGAAGCUCCUCUACCAGUAGAGGAAAACAAAAAGUUGACGAUGUGA
Molecule: messenger RNA, 1662 nt
Organism: Histoplasma mississippiense
Lineage: Eukaryota; Fungi; Ascomycota; Eurotiomycetes; Onygenales; Ajellomycetaceae
Exons: 4
Coding region: 1-1662 (553 amino acids)
Biological process (GO): tRNA methylation
Cellular component (GO): cytoplasm; nucleus
Molecular function (GO): tRNA (cytidine-N5)-methyltransferase activity; tRNA binding
Source: RefSeq, a predicted model, not a curated record